AUGUUGCUUAAACAUCGCAUACUUUUAUCAAAAAUUCGGGUAAAUAACAAAUAUAGAAAACAAUUUUCGACCCAAACGAAUGUGGCUGAAAUUGAAGUACCGUUUUCUAAUGGAACACAGCUUAAACUUUCUUCGGGUCGUUAUGCAAGAUUUGCAGAUGGAGCAUGUGUUGCAACCCUGGGGAAAACUAGUGUUCUUUCUACAGUUGUAUCAAAAGCUAAGCAAAGCUCUGCAUCAUUUCUGCCCCUUGUAGUUGACUAUAGACAGAAGGCUGCAGCAGCUGGCCGUAUACCCACUAACUUUUUGAGAAAAGAAUUAGGUCCAACAGAACGCGAAAUUUUGACCUCACGAUUGAUAGACAGGUCUCUGAGACCACUUUUUCCUCAAAAUUACUACUUUGAUACACAAAUAGUAUGUAAUAUGUUAGCAGUGGAUGGAACAAAUUUGCCAGAAACAACAGCAAUCAAUGCAGCAAGUGCUGCUCUUGCAUUGUCAGAUGUACCUUGGAACGGACCAGUGGGUGCUGUUAGGCUAGGACAAAUAGACCAUGAAAUAAUUGUUAAUCCAACUAGACGGGAAUUAGAACAGUCCACUUUGAAUCUGGUGGUGACAGCAGCCGCCACCAAUCUGGUUGUGAUGUUGGAAGGCAACGCUAAGGAUAUUUUACAGCAGGACCUUCUCAAAGCCAUCAAAUUAGGUACAAAAGAAGCUCAACAUAUAGUACGAGGUAUAGAAAAAUUACAGAAGGACUAUGGAAAGACGAAACGUGAAUUUGAAGUUCCAGAUCCAAUCGACCAGAGUGUAAUUGACUCGAUAAAGACUCUUUCAAAUAUGAAAAUUAGGGAAAUAUUAAGUGAUUUUAGCCAUGACAAAAUAUCCCGCGAUAACGCAGUAUCAGAUCUACGACAAACCGUUUUGAACCAACUUCGGGACACUGAGGUGGAUGUUGGCAAACUCCAAGAAUGUUUUAAUAGCAAUUUGAAGCAGAUAUUUAGAGAUCUUAUUUUUGAGACUGAAGUACGGUGUGACGGAAGGGCGUUGGAUGAAUUGAGGAAUAUUUCUUGUGAGGUAUCCCUGUACGAGCCUCUGCACGGAAGUGCGUUAUUCCAACGUGGUCAGACGCAAGUGUUAUGUACUGUUGCAUUUGAUUCUCCAGAAAGUGCUUUAAAAAUGGACCCACUUACAAUGAUUACUAGCGGUAUAAAAGAAAAGAGUUUCUUUCUCCACUACGAGUUUCCUUCAUACGCGACGGGAGAGGUGGGGCGUACUGGCCCAGCGGGAAGACGAGAAAUGGGGCACGGGGCACUCGCAGAGAGGGGCCUAUUACCCGUUGUGCCCCAGCAUCCUUGUACCGUGAGGCUUACGGCUGAAGUACUUGAAUCAAAUGGUUCGUCCUCAAUGGCGUCAGUAUGUGCUGGUUCACUCGCUCUUCUAGAUGCAGGUGUAGAAUUGCUCUCACCAGCCGCAGGUGUUGCUAUAGGCCUCGUUUCAAAGCAAGACGAAAAAGGAAACAUCGGGGACUACAGAAUACUCACUGAUUUGUUAGGUAUAGAAGACUAUAUGGGUGAUAUGGAUUUCAAAGUGGCAGGAACUAAAAAGGGUAUUACCGCUCUGCAAGCGGAUAUCAAGAUAGCGGGACUUCCCCUUAAGGUAGUCAUGGAGUCAAUACAAAAGGCUUGCGAUGCCAAAAGCAGAAUUAUCGAUAUUAUGAAUAAGUGCAUUGAUAAGCCGAGUCAAAAAAACAAAGAGAAUAUGCCAGUUAUGGAAGAAUUGGAAGUAGAGGCGCACAAGCGAUCGAAAUUACUUGGUAUAGGAGGUAUUAAUCUCAAGAAAUUAUAUGUGGAGACUGGUGUGCAGAUUAGCCCAAUAGACGAGUGCAAAUACAGCGUGUUCGCGCCCUCUCAAGCGGCCAUGGACGAAGCGAGAGUUCGCAUCAACAACUGGGUCAGCGCUGAGAGGACCCCGGAACUUGAGUUUGGGGCUAUUUAUACAGCUAAGGUUGUAGAAGUACGUGAAAUCGGCGUACUAGUGACUCUUUAUAGUGCAAUGUCACCAGCAUUAGUUCACAACAGUCAGCUAGACCAUAGAAAGAUAAUGCAUCCAUCAGUACUAGGUUUAGACGUAGGUUCAGAAAUUCAAGUGAAAUACUUUGGACGGGAUCCAGUUUCAGGGCAUUUAAGACUAUCCCGGAAAGUUCUAACCUCACCGCCACCCGGGAUUGUGCGAAAACUUGACAAAAGUUAA
Pieris macdunnoughi is the source of this 2244-nucleotide messenger RNA. The record is from the annotation of a GenBank genome assembly. Lineage: Eukaryota; Metazoa; Arthropoda; Insecta; Lepidoptera; Pieridae.